AUAAAAUUUUCAAUGCAACAAAUUAGUUAGCUCUGAACAGUUGUCAUAUAGAAAACAAUAUUUUCAUUUAAAAAUAAAAAAAAUUUUUUAAAAUGUUUAAAUCUCAACAUAUUUUCUUAUUAUUUGCUGUAGUCAUUUUAGUAGUGGCUAUUCAAGCAGAUGAACAAUGUGGUAAAAAUCAACAAUUCACCAACUGUGGUUCAGCUUGUCCACCCAAGUGUAAUGAUGAACCCGCUAAGAUCUGCACUUUGCAGUGUAUUAUCGGCUGCCAAUGUAAACCAGGAUAUUUGCUUAAUAGCAAAAAUGAGUGUGUAACACCACAGGAAUGUUAAAAAAAACUAUUUAAAAAAGUUUAAUUCAAAAAUCAAACAGAAGUGAUAAUAAAAAUUAAACAAAGAGCUUAAUUACUUAACAAUAAAUAUUAUUUUAUAUUCUAUUUA
Lucilia sericata (common green bottle fly) is the source of this 440-nucleotide messenger RNA. RefSeq names its product chymotrypsin inhibitor-like. Lineage: Eukaryota; Metazoa; Arthropoda; Insecta; Diptera; Calliphoridae. The transcript is spliced from 2 exons. The coding region runs from base 93 to 332 and encodes 79 amino acids. The record is from RefSeq and is a predicted model, not a curated record.